AUGAAUCCUAGUGAUAUGGUAACAGACGACGGUCGGGGAAGUCCAGUUCCAAGGAAUGUUCAGUUCAACAUACCUCCGAAUACUCCCGCAGCGAGUGUUUCUCAGAAAUCUCAACAGAGCGGAACUCCCCCACCACCACCGAAGGAUAUUAUUGGUGGUGUCACUUUUUCAGCCAAGCCAAAGCUUCAGAUCAAUCUAAUCAAGUCAACUGUGAUCUGUCCAAAGGAGGAACGAGAACUGUUGAGAACGGCAAAUCAGAAAGCGUAUCAUCAGAUGGAAAAAGACGCUAGCGGAACAUCAGCGGAUAGUCGCAACCAGCAAAUCGAGGACAUACCUUAUGCCAAGACAACAAGUGAAGUCCACGAUGUUAUAAAAGUUGAGAACCACAUCACGGAGCAUCUCACGAAGUUUGGGAUUGAUUGGUUCUUUGCCAACACAGUAUUUCCCAUCAAGAACAGGAACGGGGAAUUUGAACAAAGCAAGCUUGAGAAUCGAGCGGCAAAUCUUUUGUCAGGUUAUGCAACUCUUACCUUGGAAGAAGUCUUCGACUCAGUCGUAUAUCUCUAUGGAUACGGUUAUGACGAAAGUAAAGAUGAGAAUUCCUGGAUGCCAACAGAUCUUCAAUGGUCUGGGACAUAUCUCAAGAAUCAAUGCACGAGCGAUAUGAUUGAUCGCAUCGAAGAAGACUUGAAGAGCGCAAGGAUCUCGAAAGACUUCUGGGGGUGGGGACCACUCAUCUACAAGGUUCUUAUGGAUCGCAUCUCUGCUAGCAGCUAUCACGCACUCAAGGCACUUCGGAACUCUCUCGAAGAAGGUGAUGGCAUCAAUUUGUACUCCAAGGUAUAUGAUGGCAAUAUCCGUAAGUUCUGCACGGAAAUUGAGUCUACCAUCCUUAUGUUGCGAAAGAAUGAGAAGCACAAUGCCAAAGGGGAAAUUGUUGGCGAGCGCGAAGCAGCAUACGGCACGCCUGAAACAAUUUUAAUCCAAGCCCGGAAACCAGGAUCCAAGUGUUUCGGAUGUGGACGCGAUAGCUGUCGCCAGAGCAAUGCCACUUGUCCUCGUCACAAUCUGGAAGCAAAUUCCGAAGGGAAGAAGGCCAAAGCUGCUUUCGAUGCAGCCAAGGCAGCGAAGAAAGCCUCGAAAGAAUCUGGGAAGAAGGGCGAUCAAGUUUCCAAGGGCUCAGAGAAGGGAGACAAGACCAACAAGACCGGAAAGAGCAAAUGGCCUCCAGCUCCAAAGGGAGAUGAUCCCAAGGAACAAGAAAUCAAUGGAACUUUGCAUUUCUAUCACUUCAAAGACAAAAAGUGGUACAAGUGCAAGAAGCAGAAAACAACUGGCGAAGACGAACCGUCGCCAAAUGGACCGAGUGCGCACCUUGCGCAAGAGGAAGGGAAAGGUGUACUCGCGGGAAUGAGUGGAUACUUCUCUCAAGAGUUCUCCAAGGUCAAUGUCACGGAUGCUGCUACUGAGGACGUCAAAUUGCAGGAGCGUCUUCUCAAGAAUGCCGUCGACAAAGCGAUUCGUAACUUCAGCAGGAACCUGGGCCAAGCAUGA
This is a messenger RNA of Cylindrotheca closterium, 1554 nucleotides long. NCBI's taxonomy places the organism in Eukaryota, Bacillariophyta, Bacillariophyceae, Bacillariales, Bacillariaceae. The record is from the annotation of a GenBank genome assembly.